AUGGCGCCAGGACUCAUAUCCGAGACCUCAGCUGCCCCGGCUGUCUCGCAAGAUGCGGCGAGGGCGUUGAGUGAGGUCACGGCUGGUUACGACGACACGCUGCGCUUUUAUCUGAAUGGGACGAAGGUGGUGCUAGAUGCUGCUGAUCCAGAGGUCACGCUGCUGGAGUAUUUGAGGGGGAUUGGGCUGACGGGGACGAAGUUGGGGUGUGCGGAGGGGGGUUGUGGGGCGUGUACUGUGGUCGUCUCACAAUACAACCCUUCAACCAAGAAAAUAUACCAUGCCUCUGUAAAUGCAUGUCUCGCACCGCUGAUCAGUGUGGAUGGCAAACACGUAAUCACAGUCGAAGGCAUAGGUAAUGUAAAACGGCCACAUCCAGCACAGGAGCGCAUCGCAAAGGGCAAUGGCAGCCAAUGCGGAUUCUGUACACCAGGUAUCGUCAUGUCUCUUUACGCACUUUUACGGAACAACGAUGCACCAACCGAGCACGAUGUGGAAGAAGCGUUUGAUGGCAAUCUUUGUAGAUGUACAGGAUACAGACCCAUUCUCGACGCUGCCCAAAGUUUCAGUGUCAAGACUGGUUGCGGCAAAGCAAAAGCCAAUGGUGGUGGAGGAUGCUGUAUGGAAAAGGACGGUAAAGGGGCCAGUGGUGGAUGUUGUAAGAGCGGAACAGACGGCGAUGAUCAGCCCAUCAAACGCUUUACACCACCUGGUUUCAUUGAAUACAAACCAGACACUGAACUCAUCUUUCCACCUCAACUCCACAAACACGAAUUUAGACCCCUCGCCUUUGGCAACAAGAAGAAAAAGUGGUUUAGACCGACUACCGUGCAGCAAUUGUUGGAGAUCAAAGAUGCUUAUCCGUCUGCAAAGUUGAUUGCCGGGUCCACAGAAACGCAGAUCGAGAUCAAGUUCAAGGGCAUGAACUACAGCGCUUCAGUAUUCGUCGGCGAUAUACCCGAGCUCAGGCAGUACACCUUGCACGACGAUCAUCUCGAGAUUGGCGGGAACGUCGUCCUCACCGAUCUCGAGGAAAUCUGCGUGAAGGCCGUGGCACAUUAUGGUCCUGUGCGCGGGCAACCAUUCAACACCAUACGCAAGCAAAUCCGAUACUUUGCGGGGAGGCAGAUUCGAAAUGUCGGUACCCCCGCGGGUAAUUUGGCAACGGCGAGUCCCAUUUCAGAUUUGAACCCCGUGUUUGUUGCGACAAAUGCCACACUCAUUGCCAAGAGCCUCAAGGAAACGACGGAGAUCCCAAUGGCAACAUUCUUCAAGGGGUACAGGCAGACUGCGCUGCCGCCUGAUGCUAUCAUUGCGGGUUUGAGGAUUCCGGUGGCCAAGGAAAAGGGCGAGUUCAUCCGUGCGUAUAAGCAGAGUAAGAGGAAGGACGACGAUAUCGCCAUUGUCAAUGCCGCUUUGAGGGUCUCUCUGGACGACGGAGAUGUGGUAGAGAGUGUGGAUCUGGUCUACGGUGGCAUGGCCCCUACUACGAUUCACGCGCGGAAAGCUGGAGACUUCUUAAAGGGCAAGAAGUUCACGGAUCUUGCGACUCUGGAGGGCGUCAUGGAUCAGCUCGAGGAAGACUUUGAUCUCAGAUUCGGUGUGCCUGGUGGCAUGGCGACGUAUCGGAAGACUCUGGCCCUGAGUUUCUUUUACAAGUUUUACCACGAGAUUUUGGCCGAACUUCAUGCUGAGGAGGUGGAGAUUGAUACUCAGGCUAUCGGCGAGAUCGAGCGGGAGAUCAGCUCAGGCAAGAAGGACGACAAGGCUGCCGAGGCGUAUAUCCAGAAAGAAGUUGGUCAGUCGAAGAGCCACGUCGCUGCUCUGAAGCAAUGUACAGGUGAAGCCCAGUACACAGACGACAUUCCCCUCCAACGCAAUGAGCUCUAUGGCUCCCUCGUUCUCUCUACAAAAGCACACGCCAAGCUGCUCAAGGUUGACGCAGCAGCCGCGCUCGAACUCCCUGGCGUCGUAGCUUACGUCGACCACAACGAUCUCGCAUCUCCCGAGGCAAAUUGGUGGGGUGCUCCGUCCUGCGACGAAACCUUUUUCGCAGUCGAUGAAGUCUUCACCGCCGGUCAGCCCAUUGGUAUGAUCCUCGCCGACACAGCAAAGCACGCCGAACAAGCUGCUCGCGCCGUGCAGAUUGAGUAUGAAGAUCUUCCGGCCAUCUUCACAAUUGAAGAAGCCAUCGAAAAAGAAAGCUACUUCAAUCACUUCCGCUAUAUCAAGAAUGGCGACCCAGAGAAAGCAUUUGCAGAAUCCGAUCACGUCUUUACAGGCACCGCGCGAAUGGGCGGGCAAGAACACUUUUACCUUGAAACACAAGCCUGUGUCGCCGUGCCCAAGCCUGAAGAUGGCGAAAUGGAAAUCUUUAGCAGCACCCAAAACCCCGCCGAGACCCAGGCCUACGUUGCCAAAGUCGUGGGCGUUGCCGCGAACAAAGUCGUCACGCGCGUCAAGCGCAUGGGCGGUGGUUUUGGAGGCAAGGAAACACGGUCUAUUCAGCUUGCUGGAAUCGUAGCAUGUGCUGCGAAUAAAGUCCGCAGACCGGUGCGCUGCAUGUUGAGCCGUGAGGAGGACAUCCUGACAUCCGGACAACGCCACCCUUUUCUUGCCCGCUGGAAAGUCGGGGUCAACAAAGAUGGUCGUAUCCAAGCCCUCGAUGCAGAUGUAUUCUGCAACGGAGGCUGGAGUCAGGAUCUCAGCGGUGCAGUGGUAGAGCGUUCACUCAGCCACAUCGACGGCGUCUACAGCAUACCCAACAUUCAUGUCCGGGGACGCGUUGCAAAGACAAACACUGUAUCCAACACCGCAUUCCGCGGCUUCGGCGGACCGCAAGGUCUCUUCAUUGCGGAAACCUUCAUUGAAGAGAUUGCAGACCACCUAGGCAUUCCGGCCGAGAAGAUGCGCGAGAUCAACAUGUACGGGCCAAACACAAGCAUGACGACGCACUUCAACCAAACCAUUCCAGACUGGUACGUACCCCUGAUGUACGAUCAAGUGCAACAAGAAUCCUCGUAUACUGCCCGCCGCGAAGCCAUCACCCACCACAACGCCACCCACAAAUGGGUCAAGCGCGGACUCGCCAUCAUCCCCACCAAAUUCGGCAUCUCCUUCACCGCGCUCUUCCUCAACCAAGCCGGAGCCCUCGUCCACAUCUACCACGAUGGCAGCAUCCUCGUCGCUCACGGCGGCACAGAAAUGGGCCAGGGCCUACACACCAAGAUGACGCAAAUCGCUGCCCAAGCCCUCGGGGUAUCCAUGUCUGAAAUCUUCAUUGCAGAAACCGCAACGAAUACGGUGGCCAAUACCUCCUCCACAGCUGCCUCGGCAUCCUCUGAUCUCAAUGGCUACGCCAUCCAAAACGCCUGUGACCAACUCAACGCCCGUCUCGCCCCCUUCCGCGAACAACUCGGCCCCACGGCAUCGAUGAAGGACCUCGCCCACGCCGCCUACUUUGCACGCGUCAACCUCUCCGCCCAAGGCUUCUACAAGACGCCCGAGAUAGGCUACGUCUGGGGCUCCAACACAGGCCGCAUGUUCUUCUACUUCACGCAAGGCGUCGCCGCCGCCGAAGUCGAAAUCGAUACCCUAACGGGCUCGUUUACGGUGCUGCGGGCCGACGUCAAGAUGGACGUUGGACGCUCCAUCAACCCGGCACUCGACUAUGGACAGAUUGAGGGUGCGUUUGUGCAGGGCCAGGGCCUGUUCACGACCGAGGAGAGUCUGUGGUUGCGCAGCUCGGGCCAGAUUGCGACGAGGGGGCCUGGGAAUUACAAGAUUCCUGGUUUCAGAGAUAUUCCGCAGGUGUUCAACGUGAGUUUGCUCAAGGGGGUCGAGUGGGAGAAUCUGAGGACGAUUCAGCGGAGUCGGGGUGUUGGCGAACCCCCCCUCUUCCUAGGCAGUUCCGUCUUCUUCGCCGUCCGCGACGCGCUCAAGGCCGCCCGUGCAGAAUUCAACGACACGUCGAUUUUGCACCUCCAGUCGCCUGCGACGCCCGAGCGCAUUCGCAUCUCGUGUGCCGAUCCUCUUGUCAAGCGGGCGUGGGUGGAGCCGCGCGAGGGUGAGAAGAGCUUCUUUGUUAGUAUUUAG
Plenodomus lingam JN3 is the source of this 4095-nucleotide messenger RNA. RefSeq lists its product as uncharacterized. The record is from RefSeq and is a predicted model, not a curated record. Gene Ontology annotation, molecular function: xanthine dehydrogenase activity; FAD binding; iron ion binding. Lineage: Eukaryota; Fungi; Ascomycota; Dothideomycetes; Pleosporales; Leptosphaeriaceae.